Messenger RNA from Ostertagia ostertagi, 366 nucleotides. Lineage: Eukaryota; Metazoa; Nematoda; Chromadorea; Rhabditida; Trichostrongylidae. The record is from the annotation of a GenBank genome assembly.
AUGUUGCGAUGUGCACAGAUGUUACUUGGCGAAGUCUUGCUACGAAGGCAUAUUGGAAGGGAUUUUGAAUGGAAGGAAGGUGUACCACCGUCAGGUGAUUACGAGCGUAUUCUGAGGAUGUUCCUGGAUGAAAAGACUGCAUUGUUCUCUAUACAUCAGAUCGCGCAAAUGGGUGUUUCUGAAGGAAAAUCCGUUGGUGAAUGGUUUGGGCCCAACACUGCGGCACAGGUCAUAAAAAAGUUAGCUGUGUUUGAUUCAUGGUCGGGAAUAGCCGUACACGUUGCUCUAGACAACAUUCUAGUCUCGAGUGAUGUUCACACAAUAGCCACACUGGCACCACCUAAGGAUGCUAUCAAGUUGAUUAUG